AUGUUAAGAGCACUCUCUCUUAGACGCUCCCUUCUCCACCUCCACCACCACCACCAUCCUAAACCCUUCUCCCCCAUCACCACACCACCACCAAAACCCCCACUAAACCCAUCUCGCAAAUUCUGCACAUCUCCCACUCCAACACCAUCAACAAACUCUGAAGUCCGCAAAUACAUAGGCUACACAGUCCUCGUUAUUUUCUGUGGUGCUGCCACUUACUACUCUUUCCCAUUUCCUAACAACGCAAAACACAAAAAAGCUCAAUUUUUCAGGUAUGCUCCGUUACCUGAAGACCUCCACACAGUCUCUAACUGGAGUGGAACCCAUGAGGUCCAAACCCGGAACUUUUACCAACCAGAAAAUAUUGAAGAGUUGGAGAAGUUGGUGAAAGAGAAUAAUGAAAAGAAGGCUAGGAUCCGACCUGUAGGGUCCGGGUUGUCUCCCAAUGGGAUCGGGUUGGCUCGGUCUGGGAUGGUGAACUUGGCUCUUGUGGAUAAGGUUUUAGAGGUGGAUAAGGAAAAAAGGAGAGUUAGAGUUGAAGCUGGCAUAAGGGUUCAAGAAUUGGUUGAUGGGAUUAAAGAAUAUGGGAUUACUUUGCAGAAUUUUGCUUCUAUUAGAGAACAGCAGAUUGGUGGCAUUGUUCAGGUUGGUGCACAUGGUACUGGUGCAAGAUUGCCACCGAUUGAUGAGCAGGUGAUCAGCUUUAAACUGGUUACUCCUGCCAAAGGAACUAUAGAGAUUUCGAAAGAGAAAGAUCCAGAGCUGUUUUAUCUUGCUCGUGUUGGUCUUGGAGGACUUGGAGUGGUUGCUGAAGUUACUUUACAAUGUGUGGAGAGACAAGAGCUUGUGGAACACACGUUUGUCUCAAACAUGAAAGAUAUUAAAAAAAACCACAAGAAAUUACUAUCUGAGAAUAAGCAUGUGAAAUACCUGCAUAUUCCAUAUACAGACACCAUUGUGGUUGUGACGUGCAACCCUGUCUCAAAAUGGAAAGGUCCACCCAAAUACAAACCCAAGUAUACUGUAGACGAAGCCCUACAACAUGUUCGUGACCUUUACAAGGAGUCCCUUGAAAAGUACAGGAUUGCUGCUGCUAAACCAUCUGAUGACAAUGAACCAGACAUGUUUGAGCUUUCAUUCACAGAUUUAAGAGAUAAACUGCUUGCUCUUGAUCCUCUCAACAAAGACCAUGUUGUAAAGGUCAAUUGUGCUGAGGCUGAGUUCUGGAGGAAGUCAGAAGGAUAUAGGGUUGGAUGGAGUGAUGAAAUUUUGGGCUUUGAUUGUGGUGGCCAACAAUGGGUCUCUGAAACUUGUUUUCCUGCUGGUACUCUUGCCAGGCCAAGCAUGAAAGACCUUGAAUUCAUGGAGGAGUUGAAGCAGCUCAUAGAGAAAGAAGAGAUACCUGCACCAGCUCCCAUAGAGCAGCGAUGGACAGCUCGCAGCCAGAGCUCCAUGAGCCCAGCUUCAAGCUCAGCAGAGGAUGAUAUAUUCUCAUGGGUUGGUAUAAUCAUGUAUCUUCCUACAAUGGAUGCUCGCCAGAGAAAGGAAAUCACAGAUGAGUUCUUCCACUACAGGCAUCUGACUCAGGUGGAGUUGUGGGAUAAGUAUUCCGCUUAUGAACAUUGGGCUAAAAUUGAGGUUCCAAAGGACAAGGAUGAGCUUGCAGCUCUUCAAGCAAGGUUAAGAAAGCGCUUUCCUGGGGAUGCAUAUAAUAAGGCAAGGAAAGAAUUGGACCCCAACAGGAUCCUUUCUAACAACAUGCUGGAAAAGCUGUUCCCACUUUUGGAAACAAAUUGA
Dovyalis caffra is the source of this 1797-nucleotide messenger RNA. NCBI's taxonomy places the organism in Eukaryota, Viridiplantae, Streptophyta, Magnoliopsida, Malpighiales, Salicaceae. The record is from the annotation of a GenBank genome assembly.